UUUGCAAUGAAAGCUUGGCCGCACGUGAUGAAAAGCGAACCAUCGUCAGUUCUGGAACUCCAAGCCCUGCGAUCGUUGUUUACCUUAAGAAUAUAUAAUAAAAUGAAAAUCCGGAGCAAUCCGCUGCCCCGGCGGCUGGCAGAUGUCUUGUGCUUCCUGCUCAUCGGCGUCUUUCUGCCGAUUGUGUUCAUGUUCGAGAUUAUUGUGGUGUUGCCGGCAUUCCACGAGCCGGGCGGCUUCUUCCACACCUUCACCUUCCUCAUGGCCAUGUUUCUGGUGUUCAACAUCAAGGGGAACAUGAUCGCAUGCAUGAUGAUCGACACCAGCGUAAACGUCAAGCAAGUGGAGCCGCCGCCGGAGCAGUCGGCGGAGCGCCUUGAGUGGCGCGAGUGCACAGAGUGCAAUCGGCUGGCCCCGCCCAGAUCGUGGCACUGCAAGAUAUGCGGCGCUUGCAUACUGAAGCGGGAUCACCACUGCCUAUACACGGGCUGUUGCAUCGGCCACCGGAACCAUCGCUUCUUUAUGGGCUUCAUUUUCUAUUUGUUUGUGGGCUCUGUGUACGCCCUGGUCUACAACUCGAUCUACAUGUGGAUAAUCCAUAGCAGCAUAUACUGCAAUUGGCUGACAGUCCUCAAGCUGACCUGCCCCAUGUUGCUGCUGGUGACCGGCGGCUUCUGGACCAACAUCUACCUGCUCUUCUACAGCCUCAAUGUGCUGGCCUUGGCGUACGGCAUCCUCCUGUUGGGCUAUCAUGUGCCGAUUGUGCUCCGUGGCGGAGUUUCCGCCGACCGCACGAAGCAGCGAAAGCUCAAAUACAAACGAGGAGUCAGGCAGAACCUAAGAAGUGUCUUUGGAGUGCGCAUGCACAUAGCCUGGCUAUCGCCACUCAUUCGCAGUGAUCUACCCGACGAUGGCUACCACUGGAGGGCCUCUACCUCUACCAAGGAGAGCGAAGACUGAUCUGUGUUUGAGCUAGGUUAAGAUAGAUGUAUUUUUGAGGCCUCCCGACUGGGCAGUCCGUAGAUGAGUACCGUGACUAUUGCUGGAAUUUCCUCGGGCUGGAUGCAGGCAAUUAGCAGUAUGGUGUAGUUGCAGCCGACUCCGCCCGUGAGUAUGGUUGCCACCACCACCCGUUCCACUUGACUCUCGUCCAAGACCAAAAUCAGGUUAAUAUUGGAAAUCAAUUUAUCCUGCAUAUAAAUUAAAAAUUAGUUCAUAUUUACAUCGAUACAAAUGAUAGAAAUCCAACCUUUUGUGUGACCUCCACAGUAAGAAACGUUUCAGAUAUGUUGUAGCUCAUUUCAUAGAUGGGCACGGCCUGGGAUUGCAUCAUUCCAAACUGUACUGAGUAUCCAAUAGCAUCAGUGGCGAGAAGAAUUGCCGACAGCAGCAGCCACACGACUUUGUCCAUGCCCGGAAACUGAACAAAACACUUCGCAAACAAUUAUCAAUUAUUGCAAUAGAUGUUUUGACAAGAAAAGCAAACAUUACGAUAACAGGCUUCAGUUCAGAUAAUUUAUUGAGUUAUUAAAAAGAAUCGCUGAGGAGCUACUUUUCAACCGA
Molecule: messenger RNA, 1563 nt
Organism: Drosophila miranda
Lineage: Eukaryota; Metazoa; Arthropoda; Insecta; Diptera; Drosophilidae
Product: probable palmitoyltransferase ZDHHC24
Exons: 2
Coding region: 7-960 (317 amino acids)
Molecular function (GO): palmitoyltransferase activity
Source: RefSeq, a predicted model, not a curated record